Zingiber officinale is the source of this 3052-nucleotide messenger RNA. Its product is annotated as protein trichome birefringence-like 12. The transcript has 4 exons. The record is from RefSeq and is a predicted model, not a curated record. Gene Ontology annotation, molecular function: O-acetyltransferase activity. Lineage: Eukaryota; Viridiplantae; Streptophyta; Magnoliopsida; Zingiberales; Zingiberaceae. The coding region runs from base 8 to 1261 and encodes 417 amino acids. Gene Ontology annotation, cellular component: Golgi apparatus.
AACCCAAAUGGGUCAACACUCUCGUACUGGGUCUCCACUCUGCCACUACCUUCGCCUCCCAUUCCCGGCCCUCCUCCUUCUUCUCCUCGCCCUCCCCCUCCUCUACGCCGUCUCCCUCCUCCUCCUCCUCCCCUCCUCCCCCUUCCGUCAUCCCCUCCGGACAUCGUUUCCUUGCGGCGCCUCGCCGAUCGACCUCUCCGCCGGCCGAUGGGCGCGCCGCUCGACUCUCACCGCCCCUCUCUACGACGCCUCCUGCCCUUUCCACCGCAACGCCUGGAACUGCCUCCGCAACGCGCGCGAUGGCAUGGACUCCAUCAAUUCCUGGGCCUGGAUCCCCGACCGCUGCGGCGGCGCGCCGGUUCCGCGGAUCGACCCGGCGGCGUUCCUCGGAACCGUGAGGGGAAAGAAGAUCGGCUUCGUCGGUGAUUCUCUGAACGAGAAUUUCCUGGUGGCCUUCCUUUGCACUCUCAGGUCGGCUGAUGGCGGGUCGAAGAAGUGGAAGCGGAAGAGGGCGUGGAGAGGUGGCUACUUUCCCAAGUUUGACGUCGUCGUGGCUUACCAUCGCGCUGUUCUGCUAGCGAAUUAUACGUGGCAGCCUGUGGAUAGUUCAUCUCAGCUAGGUAAAGAUGGAAUCAAGGGAAUCUAUAAAGUUGAUAUUGAUAUACCUGCAGAUGAUUGGGCUAUUGUCACCAAGUUCUAUGAUGUUCUGAUCCUGAAUACUGGUCAUUGGUGGGGUGCUGAUAAAUUUCCGAAGGAGACGCCACUUGUUUUUUACAAGGGAGGAAAACCAGUAGACCCUCCACUUGGAAUCUUUGCUGGACUUGAGAUUGUCCUUAAAAGUAUGAUCUCUUAUAUUGAGAAAGAAGUCCCGAAAAAGACCAUCAAAUUUUGGCGUACUCAAUCGCCGAGGCAUUUCUUCAGAGGGGAAUGGGACCAUAAUGGUAGUUGCUUGUCGAGUGACCUACUAAGAGAAGAGGAGCUUGAUUCAUGGUUUGACCCUAAAAAUAAGGGAGUGAAUAAAGAAGCAAGGGAAGUGAAUUCUUUGAUUCAACAAGCAUUGCUUGGCACAAGUAUAAGUUUACUAAACCUGACUCACUUGAGUGAGUUCAGAUCGGACGCGCAUCCAGCAAUCUGGUUGGGCAAGAAGGAUGCGGUGUCGAUCUGGGGACAGGACUGCAUGCAUUGGUGCCUUCCUGGCCUUCCUGAUACCUGGGUCGAUAUCUUAGCUGCCCAAAUCAUGUACAACUUUGAAGGAAUCUGAAAUCUCAGGGAGCAUAAGAUCCAGUUUGCUACCACUCUUAAAAGCUCUUCUGUUUAUCCUUGCAGAGCAAAAGGUUAGUUAAUCAUUUUAAUUUCUUGAGCAGAAUUUCACAUUUAGGCAGAUUCAUAGUUGCAAUUACUACUGUCACGCCCAGGAGGUAUACUCGUCCGACAGAAUAUACAGUGCCCGUAAUGACAAUAUACGAUACAACAUAAUAUAAGUCCACAACAUAGACCUAAAAGCACAACAGAAGAUAUAAACAUAGUCACAAUACAAAUAGAGGGAUUUAUACAAUCCACUCAUAAAAUAAAAAUUAAAAGUGACUGUGUGCCGGUGCAGCUUAACACAACAAAUAUCACAACUGAAUAAAAGUACAUAACAAGACUACAAACCACAAACAAAACCAAAUGCAAAUACAAAGCAAUAAGACGAACCUUUGAGCGACAAAACAUAUCCUCUACCUGCUAAUUUGGAAAGAAAGGGAAAGCAAGGGGGUAGUGAGUACAAAAUACUCAGUAAGUAUAAGACAAAUAGUUCAUGAUCAAUAUAGUCUAGAAGAUCAGGGGAAAUACAGUCUCAAAAGAAAUACUUACUAAAAGCACUAAUAUAAUCAACUGCUAACAAAAGGAUAGCCACUACAUAACCCUCCACUAACCUGCUCAACUAGGUAUAACUAAUAAAUCGGCAGUACACAAAUAGUACAUCCAAACAUGUACAAACAAAUUCAUAACUGACAUAUAACAAGUCCUAACUAACACAACAUGCUACCACAAAUGAGUCUCGUGGGUAGUCAAGAUAUAUAACUAGUUACUGUCCGCGAGAGAAAGCUCUACCACGGAUAGUCCCGUGGGUGGAUAGGAUGAGGUAGCUAUCUAGCUCCCUAGCCAGAGAGCGCUCUACCACGGAUAGUCCCGUGGGCAGGGUAUGUAAACAGUCACUACCUGUAAGAGAACGUUCUACCACGGAUGAUCCCGUGGGCAGACAUAAUGUAUAAGUGUACAAACCAAAAAUAAUAAGUAAAUAGUGAUAAUCACAUUCAAGAGUGAACUCUGCUAGCUACACUAUGGUAUGGUUUCACUAGCAUAUAACAAGUAUAACAACAGCAAGCAAAACAAUCAACUAAUCUCAUUAAGAGAAUAUUAGUUAACUAGUCGUAAUAUCUCAACUAACUCUAUGGUAUCAUCAUAAAUGGCAAAAGGUGGAACCGCCACCCUAGCGGCCCCUUGGCCCCGGCCCCACAAGAUUCCAGAGGGAGUAAAUCAUGGUUAAUGCUGGUAUCAUCAUAAAUACACUAACACAAGGAGGUCAUACUCAAAGAGUCCCAGAUGACAGUCCUAGUAGAAUACUCUACCACUUGUUAUAGUAUAAUAUCUAACACGUAUAGGCAUGAGCCUAAGUAUAUAACCAUAUAGUAUGGUUUAAAUGCUCAAGCAUAUGAUCACAACUACUCUAUGGUCUGGUAAUAUCCUACAUGUAUAACCAACCCAUGUAGGAAUAACAAGUUACACUGAUUGAUGCCAAAAUAGAUCAAAUAAUAAAAGGUCAAGCUCAACAAGUAACAUAGAGUAGAUAUCAUGGUAAAAAUAGAUACUACACAAGCAAUGAAUUAAUAGAAUCAUGCACUAAGGUCAAAAAUCUAAAAAAGACAAACAGAAACUAUCCACCUCAAAUGUAAAUCGUGUUGAGCUAAUCCCACGUCUAAACACUAGUUUCAAAUCAAAGUCCUUGCAGCUUCUUCUCCGCGAUGACUCACGUUGACACCGAAGUGGAAGGAAUGGGCAGUGGCUACAA